Dendronephthya gigantea is the source of this 881-nucleotide messenger RNA. RefSeq names its product proteasome subunit beta type-6-like. Gene Ontology annotation, molecular function: threonine-type endopeptidase activity. The record is from RefSeq and is a predicted model, not a curated record. The coding region runs from base 47 to 739 and encodes 230 amino acids. Lineage: Eukaryota; Metazoa; Cnidaria; Anthozoa; Malacalcyonacea; Nephtheidae. Gene Ontology annotation, cellular component: proteasome core complex. The transcript is spliced from 7 exons.
AGAUCGUGGGCUUAGAAACGGCCGAAAAGCGAGGAAUUGAUAAAACAUGGCGGCUCUUUUGGGUGAACAAAAUUUUAACAAAUUUGAAAAUUCAUUGGAUUUUCCUGACUGGAUAAAUGCUCGUCAUUUAACUGGGACAACAAUUAUGGCGGUCGAGUUUGCUGAAGGAGUUGUGAUUGGUGCUGACUCACGAACGACUACCGGAUCUUACAUAGCCAAUCGUGUGACGGAUAAGCUAACACCCGUCACAAAAACAAUAUAUUGUUGUCGGUCAGGAUCAGCAGCCGAUACUCAAGCUAUAGCUGAUUAUGUAAAAUAUCAACUAGAUUUAUACUCUCAUGAAAUUGGCGAGGAUCCUUGUGUAAAAACCGCAGCAAAGAUGUUCAGGAAAUAUUGUUAUCAUGGCCGUGAUUCUAUGUCGGCUGGGAUUGUUUGUGCUGGAUGGGAUAAAUAUGACGGUGGACAGGUAUAUUCCAUUCCACUUGGGGGAAUGUGUGUUAGACAACCUUUCACAAUUGGAGGAUCAGGCAGUACAUAUAUCUAUGGUCAUUGUGAUGCAACAUUUAAACCUGGAAUGACAAAAGAUGAAUGUUAUAAAUUUGUUGCAAAUGCUGUUUCCUUGGCUAUGUCACGGGAUGGUUCCUCUGGUGGAGUAAUACGGAUGGCUGCUAUAACUUCUGAUGGUUUGGAGAGAAAAGUUCUCACUGGAGAUGAGAUACCAACAUUUUUUGAAGGCUAGAGUUGUUUCUGGUAUAUUCUCAUUCAAGUUUGUAUGAAAACUUUUAAAAGAUCCACUAAUCCACCCAGAUUGUUGGUGUGGGCUAGAUGGCAGCCAGAAAAAUAGUAAAUUUUUCAGGGAUAAUAAAAUUGUUAAACUUAGU